Carlito syrichta (Philippine tarsier) is the source of this 1078-nucleotide messenger RNA. RefSeq names its product REC114 meiotic recombination protein (gene REC114). The coding region runs from base 21 to 809 and encodes 262 amino acids. The transcript has 6 exons. The record is from RefSeq and is a predicted model, not a curated record. Lineage: Eukaryota; Metazoa; Chordata; Mammalia; Primates; Tarsiidae.
CGCACGCGUGGAGGCCAGACAUGGCGGAGGCGGGAAAAGUGUCCACGGGCCUCGGGCUUCCUGCAGGAGAAGCGGAGCAGUGGCCUCUGCAGCGCUAUGCCCGCUACAUGCCCUCGAGCACUGGAGAGCCGCCUGGGCCUGGUGUGGCAGCUGGGACAGCCACGGCCUCCACAUGGAAGGUUUUUGACUCCAGUGAAGAAUCUGGGUAUCUUGUUCUCACCAUAGUUAUAUCAGGUCAUUUCUUCAUUUCCCAAGGACAGACACUACUGGAAGGGUUUUCACUCAUUGGGAGCAAGGACUGGUUGAAGAUCGUAAGACGUGUGGACUGUCUGCUGUUUGGAACAACCAUAAAGGACAGGAGUCGCCUAUUUCGAGUCCAGUUCAGUGGCGAGUGCAAGGAGCAGGCACUGCAGCGCUGCUGCUGCUGUGUGCAGAAGCUGGCCCAGUACGUGCCUGUUCAGGCGCCUGACGGCAUCGGCCAGGAGCUGCAGCUGACACAUGGCCCACUCAGGGUAAGUGGCAGCCAAGGGCGACUGUGGUGUCCAGUUGAGCCACCUGGCAACUCAGCCCACCAGCACCCAGAACAGCAAGUGUGUGUAACCGCCAGCACAGGUGCUCCUGGAGAAAGGACCUCGGUGACACGCUUAGCUCAGUCUCUCCUGGCAUCAGAGGAGCUGCCCCUUGUCUUUGAACAGUCUGCAUGGCGCGUGGAGGAGUUGGGCCCCUUUCUACGCUUGUGUCUCAUGGAUCAGAACUUCCCAGCAUUUGUGGAAGAGGUAGAGAAGGAACUUAAAAAGCUGGUGGGGUGACAAAUUAAUGCUCCAUGUACAUAUAUAACCAAGGAAUGUCAAAGCUCCUUAGCUUCCUCCUACAACUAAAGAUGAUGUUAGAAUAAAGAGUAUUAUUCCAAACACCUUUUAUCAAUGUUUUAUUUUUAAAAACAAGUGAAUCCACUUUUUUAUACAUCACUGCACUUCAGUAAUUACACAAAACACAAGUACAUGCAUCUACAGUUAUGCACCGCAUGAGAACCCUGUUAAGUUAUAAAAUCUACCAUCAACCAGUAAAUCAAUGUGAA